AUGUUGCUGGCCGUGCUGGCCUUCGCAGUUACGGCCCACGGCUUGCGGCUGCCCCACUGGCGCUCCACCGGCUGCCAGAAUGACGUGCGGGCGGGAAGCGUGCGGCUGAACGCAGAUGGCGGCCUGGUCUUCUCGGAAGACCCAGAGGGCGGCCUGGCCUGGGGCUCCUACCUCGACUCCCGCCACAGCCCUUCCAAUUUCGGUCAACUGCGGGUGACCACCUCGGGCCAGCACCCAGAUGAGCGGCAGCUGCAGGCCGCGGGCUUCCUGGAAGGCUACCUCACCGCGCAGCGCAUCUGGGACAGCUUCCUCAACAUGCGAGACUACUUCAAGGCAGGGAUGGGCGCCGAAAUCGAGAAGCCCAUGCGGAUCGAGGAGCAGGAUCGGUGGGUGAGGGGGCAGUGUGUCUCUGGGCCCGGGCAGCGUGUGGGCGCCGCCAAGAACGAGCGGUUCUGGGAGGCCGUGUGCCUGCUGCUGCACCAGUUUGAUGGCAUGAAGGCGGGGUACCGCGCGGCGCGGCAGGCGGCCAACGAUGCCGCCGCCAUCGGCGACAUGAGCGACUGGGACUUUCUGUUCCUGGAGUCAAACGGCGACCUGUACGACAUCAUCGACUGGCAGCAGCCCGACCAGCGCCCCAGCUGGGUGCAGGGCCAGGAGCCGCCCAUCCCGACGGUGCACCGCCGCAGCGGCGGGCGCCACUGGGGCGCGCUGGAGGCGGCAGCGCGGUUAGACCCGCACGCCGCCGCCGCCCGGCUCUUCUCCAAGAUCUACAACGCCUCUGGCUACCCCGACUUCAUCUCCAAGCUGGAGAAGUAUGGGCAGCACUUUGGGCUGACCACGCACUGGCUGUCGUAUCAAAACUCGCCGCGGUGGUUCUCCGAGGGCCACCCCAUCUGCGCGGUGUGCGGGCGGGGCGACCUGGACCCAGCCAACCCGGUGCCGCGCGGCUGCUUCGACACCAAGGUCACCAGCUACAGCCUGGCGAUGCAGCUGCAAGCUGAGGCGGUCAAUGGCCCCACCACCGACUCCUGGCCCUGGUCGGUACCGCCCUUCAGGUGGAGCGAGGCGGUGGUAUCCAACCUGACGCACAGGGGCCAGCCCGAGCGCUUUGCCUUCCGCUUUGAACGCAUGGACCCCGACUCACCCCUGCCAGACCAGCCCCCCUCCUGCUCCCGCCAGCAGCCGCAGCAGCAGCAGCCGCACGCGGCUGCGGCCGCCGCCGCGGCAGGAGGGGGCCUGCAGGACAGCUGA
Chlorella variabilis is the source of this 1251-nucleotide messenger RNA. RefSeq lists its product as hypothetical. Lineage: Eukaryota; Viridiplantae; Chlorophyta; Trebouxiophyceae; Chlorellales; Chlorellaceae. Gene Ontology annotation, molecular function: glycerophospholipase activity. The transcript has 10 exons. Gene Ontology annotation, cellular component: extracellular region. The coding region runs from base 1 to 1251 and encodes 416 amino acids. Gene Ontology annotation, biological process: phospholipid catabolic process. The record is from RefSeq and is a predicted model, not a curated record.